This is a messenger RNA of Effrenium voratum, 1326 nucleotides long. Lineage: Eukaryota; Dinophyceae; Suessiales; Symbiodiniaceae. The record is from the annotation of a GenBank genome assembly.
AUGGACAUCAUCAUCAACAACUUGCAAGAUGGCCGGCUGGACGCAAAGGCUGACAUCUCAGACUUAAAGAGCUUCAUGACUGUGGAAGAGGAUCAGACCUGCAGCGGCCGAUACAAUGAUGUCAAGUUGAUCAAGAACGGAAUGCGGGGCUAUGCCUCCAACGACCUGGCUGAUGCCGAUGAGCCUGUCAAGGAUGGCGCGGUGGGUAUUACCCCGGAUGAGUUUUUCAAGUUGCUGCGGAAGAGCUUCCCUAGAGCAUGGACCGCUUGCGUGAAUCGUCCGGAGCAGUACAUUGACUUCUGCAAUGCUGAGAUCUCUUCAAAGCUCUUGCUGGCGCGCUUGCCCCCUGUGGCCCCUGGGACCCUUCAACUGCCUGACUCUCCAGAAGAUGACUUGGACACAACUUUUAGCGCACGCAGGGAUGAGAAGGGUGUGGCGGUCUUCCCGAAGCCUCUGGACGUCGGCUCGCAGCGCAAGAACUCUCGAUUUAAGUCUCCUUUCAGGAUACCGACCAAGCGUCACCGCAGCAAGGCGCCUGCUUCCAUGCCCCAGGACUUGCCUCAACCCAACUCUGCGGGCGCGGGUGAAGGCCAUGAUACCACUGCUGUAGACGAAUAUCACGCAGACGAAGAAGAGGAGUACAAGAAGGUGAAGUAUGUUCGCGUGUCUCGCGAUGUGCCCGCUGCAGGUGUUCGCGGAGAUCGGGCUUCCUGGAAGCGCACUCUGAAAGAGAUUUUGAGCGCCAGCAACAAGAAGAUCAUCCAAAAGCUACAGCAAGACGGUCUCCUUCCCAAGUGGGACAAGAAGCGAUGUCCUCGAUGCUGGAAGAGCUACUUGGCCACCAAGACGCACCAAGGCCUGCCGCAGCGCCAGUGCCGUGGAUGGAAGUGCCGCCAUGUGGCGCGGCCACAGCACUUGCGCCCCCUCUUUGCAUCAGGCCGCGGGCAGUCCUAUCUUCCGUUGCAAACUCACGCGGCUGUCCUCUUCAUGCUCUUGGGCGUCAAUCACAAGGUGGUGGAAGAGAUGUCGAGUCGACUGGCAAGAACAAGACAAGCCUAUGUUGAGGAAAAGGAGAGGACCAUCGUCUUUGGCGGCAAAAGAACCUGGGCCGACGUUGAGGCUGACAAGUGCACUUUCGAUCGUGCCGACAUGUCUAAGGAGGUGGAGUACAAGGCAGCCAUCAUCAAUGGCAAGUCCAUCUUAUGGGCGCCACAGUACGUGAAGGUGGUGAACCACACCAUGCGGGACGGCACGAAAUUGAAAGUGAAGGCGGGCACUCAGCAUGUAGAUCGUGAUCGUGCGUGGCAAUUUAUCAAAGACCGCUAG